AUGCCAGAGGUGGUCAAAGGGAUCACAGAGAGAAUAGAAGCAGAAAAACACUGCAAACUGGCCGAAACAAUGCACGACAUCCACGGCUCGCUGGAAAAGUCCAUGGAGCAGAUUGAGGAGGCAAGCGCCACGCCAAAAAACGCAGGUUCUAAGGGCAUCUCAAGUAGUGAGGACGAGGCAAGCUACAGAACACCCAGCGGCAAAACAGAUGGGAAAGAAAGGGACCUUCUAAAACGGCUUUCAGCACAGGAAGAAAAACAACAAAGAGUAGAAAACCUGAGAUUGAGAAUGGCAGAUGAGGAACGACAACAAGCAUUGGCAACACAAAACGAGAACAGAGAACAAAUGAGACAAGAACAGAUAGCAAGAGACAAACAAGGUCCAGAAUGGUGGGACACACAGGAGACAAAUAAGGGGGCAAUGCACGCACUGACAGACGAGAGUAUCAAAAGAGUACGGAUCUGCGCCGAAAGCAUCGUAAAAGCCACAUCCAGAUACUCGGGAGGCAAAGUUAGUUUCAAAAUGGAAGACAAAGACGCCGUACAUAAAGGCACUAACACGAUUCUAAAUGAGUUCCUAAACCUGGCGACCCGACUGGAAAGGGCCCAAGGAGAAGUCGUCAGGCAGCAAGAAAGGAACAGGUGGCUGAUAGAACAAACCCAAUCCAGAGAAAAUGAGUGGCAAGCCCGCCUACAUGCCACCAAAGAAAUCAAUACGCUGCGAAACGCGAUCGGGGACCAAAAUGGGACAUGCACUGCCAACAAACUACAACAUACACAAAAUAAACCUGACAAAACAAAGAGAACCACCACAUAG
Messenger RNA from Ceutorhynchus assimilis (cabbage seed weevil), 816 nucleotides. The record is from the annotation of a GenBank genome assembly. NCBI's taxonomy places the organism in Eukaryota, Metazoa, Arthropoda, Insecta, Coleoptera, Curculionidae.